Molecule: messenger RNA, 2259 nt
Organism: Penicillium maclennaniae
Lineage: Eukaryota; Fungi; Ascomycota; Eurotiomycetes; Eurotiales; Aspergillaceae
Gene: rim8
Product: pH response protein PalF
Exons: 3
Coding region: 1-2259 (752 amino acids)
Biological process (GO): ubiquitin-dependent endocytosis
Cellular component (GO): plasma membrane; cytosol; cytoplasm
Molecular function (GO): ubiquitin protein ligase binding; protein-macromolecule adaptor activity
Source: RefSeq, a predicted model, not a curated record
AUGUCCUCCGAUCUUCCUUCUAAGCCUACUCCCUCGCCGGUCGGUCGGAAUCGCAACUCCUUCCUGUCUAAAUUUCGCUCUCCCCUCGGUCACAGAAAUCGAAGCAUCACUGACUAUUACAUCGACCUCGACGAUCCAUGGCGCUCCUACUUCCCCGGUGACGUGAUCAAAGGCACGGUUCUGGUGACCGUUGUCAAACCGGUGCGCAUUACACAUAUGGUGGUUUGUCUCCAUGGCUAUGUCAAGGUGUUCAAGAACGCGGUUCCCACGGGGGAAGCCGCCCCCGACCUGGGGUUCCUUGGCCCGGGACGUGGCCGGCGAGGCGCGGAGUACAUGGGCAAUGGACUAGCCAGUCUCUUCGAAGAUGAGGUUGUUCUUUGCGGUGACGGGCGUCUCAAGGAAGGAAUUUACAAGUUCCGCUUCGAGAUGGGCCUUCCUCCCUACGCGCUGCCUAGCAGCAUUAAUUUUGAACGAGGAACCGUCUCUUACUCCUUAACCUCCACUCUUACCCGACCGACCACUAUCAACCCUACCCUCACAUGCCGCCGACGAGUCAACCUAUUAGAAAACAUCGAUAUCGCCACUUUUCCUGCACCCAAAGCCCGUAUCGUCACCCUCGAACCCAUCUCAAAACGUUCCAAAUCAAAAGCAAAAGCCAAAUCUACAAGCUCCGACGCCACCGCAGCACCUGACACCUCCUCCAUAGAUACCCCAGUCAGCGGUGCUGCGCCUUCGGUGGAUAAUCGGCUACCACUGAGCCCAUCUACGAGCAACGUCAGCUCGUCAAGUCGACCUAGUGAAAGCAGUCAGAGCUUUCAGAUACAUAGUGACCCCAGUUCUUCGACAAGUACCGGUGGACGUAACAGUGAAGGUCGCAGUGCGACUCCUUCGAUCUCGGACAAAACCAUCACCGCAAAGGCCGAGGUUCUGCGCGCAGGCGUGCUCCCGGGAGAUACACUACCUAUAAUGGGCCGCAUUGAUCUUCACCCCGCUAUCCCAAUCGGUCCCACCGCAAAUGGGAAGAAACCAGUCUAUGAAGACUGCUAUCCGCGGUCGCGUACCGGUUUGGGAGGUUUGACUCUGGGAACGAGUCGUACCAGCAGCACGUUCCGCAAGGAUUUGUCACAGACCUUUGCACCGCUGAUCGUGGACCCAAAUACUAUGACUGCCGUUGUGAAAACAUCUAUUCGAGUCCCUGAGGACGCCUUCCCAACCAUUACACGUGUGCCCGGCGCCAUGAUCAACUUCCGGUACUACGUGGAAGUUGUCGUUGAUCUUCGGGGUAAAGUGUCAUCCCCAGAUCGUUUCAUCCCGCGCUUCAACAUGGUUUCCGGUGGCAGCACGUUCUCACCGAGCGGACAGAUAUUAAACCCGGCGGACGCAAAUGGAAGUGCCAUCACGGCCAAUUGGGCCGGCAACAUUCUUGAUACCGAUCAAGUUCGUCGAGAAAAGGGUGUCAUUUCUGUGGCAUUCGAAGUGGUUGUGGGCACUCGUGAUUCACAACGAGGUCAAACAAACGGCGAGCGCUCAAUGUCUGUUGAGCCCAAGUCAGGGGUGACCGAGAAUCACCCGCCACCUUCGGUCAUUGUGAAUCCCGUGGAUGGCGAGGAAUGGCCCGAAGUGAGCCCGAUGCCGAAUACACACGGUGAAAACGGCGAGUACGGCGAAUAUGGCGAAUACGGCGCCGAAGACUAUAACUACGGAGAUUAUGGAUUCCCCGAUGAUACCUGGUCCGAAUACCCCGAAGAGUAUACGCAGCCACUCCCGCCGAUGGGUCCCAUGUCAGCACACCCGGAAGUAGAAGAGCCGGUAGAUGAAAAGACUCGGAUACGACAGCAUGAAGAGACUCUUCUGCCCAGUCAACCUCCAGGUGAAGACGAGGCGGGACAGUCCAAUGCUGAAACUGAAGUCCCGACCGCCCCAGUUCUACCAGACGACCAUCAUCUCCAAGAUUACGAGCAUGUGCAUUCACCAGGCAUGAAUGGAAUCCCGCACGCCGUGCGAUCUGCAGAAUCAUUACAGACCAUCGUCGUGAAUGGAAACGGUGCCGGGCCAAGCGAGCCUCCUGGCCCUAGCGAAGACAAGCAAGAACUGGAACGACAGCGGCUCAUGUAUGAGGCCAGCGCACCCAGCGCACCGCCUCCUGAAGAGCCCAACGACUCUGGUGAAGGACCUAGUGCGCCAACCUUCAACGAAGAUGAUCAAUUGGUGGGCGGCACGGCGCACGCGGACGAGUCUCUACCUCGGUACCAGCGAUAA